UUUUUAAAAAAAAAAACAGCUGAACUUAAGUCAAUGAACUCUGGAGAACAUUUAAUGAUUAAUGACAAUGUAGAUGAUAAAGAUGAAGUUGUUGUAGAACAAAUUAUAAACUGUGUUGACCCUGUGGCAUCUACUUCCAUUGAAUGUAUCAAAGAUGAGUUAGAUUUAAAUUUAAACUAUGAGUACCCAACAGACCGUGGACACUUCAAUAAUGAUAGAGUCCCAGAUAAGAUUAAACGAAGUAUACUGUUGUAUGGACCAUGCAAACCAAAUAUUGAAUUUCCUCAAAAUGAAAAACACAGAAAAUUUUCUUCCGACUAUUAUUUCACAAUGUCUAAAUCUGGUAAUAAAAUACCUCGCACUUGGCUUUGUUAUUCAAUAGUCUUAAAUAAAAUAUACUGUGAGACAUGUUGGCUUUUUUCUGACCGAUUUUACAAACAUUAUAAUGCAACAUGGGUCAAUGGAGUUGAUGAUUGGCAACAUGCCUCGCAAAAAAUAUAUAUUCAUGAUACGUCAGUUCAACAUAUUGAAGCUACUAAAAUAAGAUGCAUAUGGACAAAAAAUCAAGUAAUUGAAAAGGAAUUGGAAAAUCAAAUUUCAGAAGAAGCAGCUUAUUGGAGGAGUGUAUUAGAGAGAAUAAUCAGAAUUAUACUACACUUAACUGCUGGAAAUAAUGCACUUCGUGGUAAUGAAAAAAAAUUUAGCAAGGACAACUCAUUUAAUGAAGGGAAUUUUUUACAGACUGUUCGACUCGUGGCAAAUUAUGAUCAUAUAUUAAGUAAACUUAUAUCUUGUGAAAAAAGUAAAGUCAAGUACCUAAGUCAUACUAUUACUGAUGAACUUAUAAAUAUAUUUCAUGGUGCAGUUGAUUAUGUAAACCUUACUCAAGAUGUUUUAAUAAAACUUGGUUUAAAUAUUAACAAAUGUCGAGGCCAGGGAUAUGAUGGAGCUUCUGUCAUGAGUGGAGCACAUUCAGGUGUGCAAACAAGGAUUAAACAUAUUGUUCCAUCAGCCAAUGCCCCAAGAUGGGCUUUAUUAGCCUUAGGUCAAAAUUUUGGCGAUAAAGUUCAAAAAAAAGUUUUAAAAAAGGUGUGCCCAACCAGAUGGGAGGCUCGGCAUGAUGCUGUGUUUUCGCUCAAAGAACGUUUCAUUGAUGUACUUAAAGCUUUGACUUGUAUGGCCCUUACCAGCAAGAAAACAACUGAACGAACCUUGGCAUCGGGCUUGAAAAGUAAAAUUGAAAAUUUUGAAUUUGUUUUAAUCUUGUGUACUUGGGAACCUAUAUUACGAUCAUUAAGAGUAAUUUCUAAAAAAUUACAAAAUGUAGAUAUGAACCUAGAAGAAGCAUCUAAAAUGCUAAAUAAUGCCGUCAAUUUUAUUCAAGAGACAAGAAAUAGUUACGAUAAUAAUGUACUUGAUAAUGCAAAAUCGCUGUGUUCAAGAUGGGGAAUCCCAAAUAAAUUUGUAGAAAAAAGGGAAUCAUAUGCCAAAAAACAUUUUUAUGACAACUUAAAUGGAGAUAGGAGACUUAACACAACUGAAGAAAACUUUAAAGUUAAAAUAUUUUUCCCUGUGUUGGAUACAGUUUUGUCUCAACUCAUUAGUCGUUUUCAAGAUGUUUUAAGUGCUUGCAUUAUUUUUCUGACAAUGCCAAUCACUGUAGCUGGAGCAGAACGUUCUUUUUCGAAACUAAAACUUAUAAAGAAUUAUUUAAGAAACUCUUGCGGACAAGAACGUUUAUCUAGUAUAGCAAUUUUAAAUAUUGAAAAAGAACGAACCAAAACUCUAAAUAUUGAAAAGAUUAUUGAUAAUUUUGCCAACGCGAAAUCAAGGAAAAAAAAUUUCUCAAAGUAG
Molecule: messenger RNA, 1854 nt
Organism: Melanaphis sacchari
Lineage: Eukaryota; Metazoa; Arthropoda; Insecta; Hemiptera; Aphididae
Product: zinc finger MYM-type protein 1-like
Exons: 6
Coding region: 34-1854 (606 amino acids)
Molecular function (GO): protein dimerization activity
Source: RefSeq, a predicted model, not a curated record